ACUGGUACAAAGAUAGUCUAGUUUAAUUAAAGUUAAUAAAAAUAUUCAUCGUUUUAAUGAAAAUAACUUUGCAUUUUCAAAACAAUGUAGUCUAAUUAGAAAUAUCUACUUUAUUUUCACUAAUAAGUUAAUUUACUUUACAAGUUUAACUCUUACAUACCUUGACGAUCCAAUCACUAGAAAGAGAUGUGCAGUAAAACAAGUAGUUAGUUGAAUUAUUUGGCACAGUUUUACUCUUUUCAAUGUAUUUAUAACAUUUUUUUCACAAUGAUUGUUGUAUAAAUAUGUACAGAAUCAGACGAGAAAUGCCAGAAGUUAAAACUAACAAUUAAUAUUCACUAUACCAAUAGCUCAUAUGGCAAAUUGUAAAUAAACUACAGAAUUAAGUCAAGAAAAUGAAUAAUUUUAAAAAUAAAAUAAUGUCCCCAAGAGAAAAGCUGUUGGAAGAAAUACGCAAACGCAUACCGAUUGAACCAGAUUCGGAGGAUGGAAAUAGUACACUGAAAAUUGGCUACUGGGUAGAUGUAUUUGCUUUCAAAGAUUCCAAUGGAGAUUUAGUCGGUGAUCUAAAUGGUUUCUUAUCUGAAGUGGAUUAUAUAAAAGGUGUAAUUGGUUCGGGAUUUGUGAUUUUGGGUCCUAUCACAAAAGGAUUCUAUAGCAAUUCACAUAAUAUGAUCGGAUUGGUAGAUGAUUAUGAGAAGUUAGAUGAAGCAAUUGGUACAAUGGAUGAUUUUCGUCAUGUCUUAAAGCAAUUUCAUGAGAAGGAUUUGAAAGUUGUUUUGACGUUCGAUUUCAAUUCCGUAUCUAUCAAUCAUAAGUGGAUUAAAGAAAACCGUAUCAAACCAAAAGUAUUCGAGAACAGUUUAAGGAAUCAAAUAUCAAGAUAUGGAAAACCACUCAGUGUAGAUAUCCGUGGUCAGAAGUAUUAUUCCGUAUUCGGAUCACCGAGUGUAGACCUAGAUUUGACUGAUAUUGACACUCAGAAUGCCAUAUUUGAUGUGAUUCAUUAUUGGAUGAGAGAGGGAAUAGACGGUAUUCUGCUAGACAACGCUGCAUAUUUUGUUGAACAAGAAGAACAACAUGAAACACAAAAGAAGGUGUUGUCCUGUCCUCAAAGAGAAGAAAUAUAUACACAAGGAAAUGUGAAGUUUGUCGAAAAAGUUAGACAAGGAAUUGAUGAGUGGAUGAAGAUCAGCGGAAGAAAAGUAUUACUGGGUGUCAACGCAGGAGAUACGUGGUGUGAUUUGACUGGCAGACCUGAUCCAAUGUUGAUCUUUCGAGAGGUAGCAGAUGUGAUAAUUAUCCGUGAAUUUCUACCAAACAGGGGUUGUAAAGAAAACUUUCCUACAACAAAGAACCUAACAUGCAAGUAUCACAGUUACCAAGAUGCGUAUAAGCAGAAAUUAGGGUUAACUGUAUCCACUUCAAGCUUCCCCUCCAGAAAAGACGUGCUUUCUCUAGCUGCCUCAUUAUUAUUACCAGGAAUACCGAUAAUUUAUUAUGGAACUGAGCUUGGUAUGACUAGUUUCAAUAAAGGACGUCGACCAGAACAGUUGUAUCCAAAAGGAAAAAGUUACAAUAAUGAAGAGUUACUCGAUUAUGGUUCAAUACUAUCUCACCAACCAAUGCCAUGGGAUACAAGUGGACAGAGAUUUUCAAAAGCUAUAAACGAUUACAGCUUCAAAAAUUACGUGGAAAGAAAUAUUAAAAGUGAGGUUGUUGAGAAUGUAGUUGAUAGAAAAUGUGAACAAACGGUUUACUAUCUCGUCCAAAGACUGAUCAAUUUGCGUCAAAAUCCAACCUUCAAAUCGGGAACAAUGGAGGAACUAAGCAGUUUUAAAGAUUAUGAAAAGCAUUACUAUGGUGUAUUCGUAAGAAGAGCUGCAGGUUUUCCUACAUUCGUGAUUGUACUAUUGCGAUACGCACCACCUAACUUCGUUCUGGACUUCAGAUAUAUUUGUUCUUCAGUUACUGUUCGACUAGCAUAUCCUUCGAUUCCUAAUUUACCGGCUAAUAAUCUAUUACGGUGUCCUGAAAUACAUCUUGUUAACAGUACAUUGAGUAAUCAAAUUAUAGUACUUCAAUGUAACUAA
This is a messenger RNA of Schistosoma intercalatum, 2093 nucleotides long. The record is from the annotation of a GenBank genome assembly. Lineage: Eukaryota; Metazoa; Platyhelminthes; Trematoda; Strigeidida; Schistosomatidae.